This is a messenger RNA of Helianthus annuus (common sunflower), 2652 nucleotides long. RefSeq lists its product as uncharacterized. Gene Ontology annotation, biological process: proteolysis. Bases 1 to 2652 code for a protein of 883 amino acids. NCBI's taxonomy places the organism in Eukaryota, Viridiplantae, Streptophyta, Magnoliopsida, Asterales, Asteraceae. The record is from RefSeq and is a predicted model, not a curated record. The transcript is spliced from 5 exons. Gene Ontology annotation, molecular function: zinc ion binding; nucleic acid binding; aspartic-type endopeptidase activity.
AUGGAGACCCUAACUAGGAAGGGAAGUGACAAGAAGGAUUCAGUCGAUAAAUCAAAGAGUUUGGGUAAACGGAAAUGGUCUAACUUCAAGAAGGGUAACAACGCUACAAACCAAACUGCAACAACUCAAGAUGUGAAAGCUUUCUCUGCUACUAUGAACGCAACAAGCUCUGGUCCAAGAAAGUAUACGGGUCCUCUACCCAAGUGCAACAAAUGUAACUACCAUCAUGUGGGCACUUGUGAAAGUGCCAAGUGUAAAAGGUGUGGAAAGGUGGGACACAAAAUGGAAACUUGUAGGGUGGUGUUACCAAAGAAGGACAAAGGAUGCUACGAGUGCGGUGCCGAGGAUCAUUUCAAGCGGCAAUGUCCUAAGUUGAACCCAGCUAAGGGUCGAGCCUUCGUGAUUGGAGCUAAGGAUGCUCGUCAGGACCCGAAUGUAGUUACGGGUACGUUUCUUCUCAAUAAUCAUUAUGCUUCAAUUCUUUUUGAUACUGGUGCCGACCUUAGCUUCGUAUCUACCGACUUUAAACGUAUGUUGAAUUUAGAGUCAAGCAAGCUAGAUAUACCCUACUCUAUUGAAUUGGCCAAUGGAAAGUUGGUUAAGUCAUGUGAGGUUGUUAAGGGUUGCACGUUGGUCUUGUGCAAUCAAGAAUUUAGUAUAGAUCUUCUACCGGUCCAACUGGGUAGCUUCGAUGUCGUAGUCGGCAUGGAUUGGUUGUCGAAAAACCAUGCCGAAGUGAUUUGUCAUGAAAAGAUAAUUCGUAUUCCUCUAUCCGAUGGUGAGACGCUUUCUGUCCAUGGAGAAAGACGUGGAACCCCAUUGCGAAUUAUUACUUGCAUGAAGGCCCAAAAAUGUCUACGGAAGGGUUGCUUCGCAUUCUUGGCGCACGUAGUUGAUAAGAAGACAGAGGAGCCUAAACUUGAGGAUAUUCCUGUUGUGAGGGAAUUCCCUGAAGUCUUUCCUGAAGACUUGCCAGGAUUGCCCCCACAAAGGCAAGUCGAGUUUCGCAUCGACUUGGUCCCAGGAGCUGCCCCUGUAGCUAAAUCGCCUUACCGUUUAGCUCCGUCAGAGUUGCAGGAAUUAUCUAACCAACUUCAAGAAUUGCUAGACAAGGGCUAUCAUCAGUUGCGAGUUCAAGAGGAGAGUAUUCCCAAGAUGGCGUUUAGAACCCGUUACGGUCAUUAUGAGUUUCUUGUCAUGCCUUUCGGCUUGACUAACGCACCGGCCGAAGAGCAUGAGCAACAUUUAAGGCUUAUUCUCGAAUUGCUGAAGAACGAGAAACUAUACGCAAAGUUUUCGAAAUGCGAAUUUUGGAUUCGCGAGGUACAGUUUCUCGGUCAUGUAGUAAACGAGAAAGGGAUUCAUGUCGAUCCGUCCAAGAUAGAGGCUAUAAAGAACUGGGAAGCACCAAAGUCUCCAACUGAAAUACGCCAGUUUCUAGGAUUGGCGGGGUACUAUCGACGAUUCAUUGAGAAUUUUUCAAAGAUAGCACAGCCUUUAACCGCCUUGACCCAAAAGGAUAAAAAGUUUGACUGGGGAGAUAAACAAGAAUCAGCGUUCCAGUUACUUAAAGAGAAACUUUGCGGUGCUCCAAUUUUGUCUCUACCCGAUGGUACGGAUGAUUUUGUGGUUUAUUGUGAUGCCUCGCAUCAAGGCCUAGGUUGUGUGUUGAUGCAACGAGACAAAGUCAUCGCUUAUGCAUCGCGUCAGUUAAAGGCCAACGUUGUUGCGGACGCCUUGAGUCGGAAAGAAAGGGUUAAGACUUUACGUGUUCGUGCGUUAGGAUUAACAAUCCAAACGAGCCUCACCACUCAAAUUCGUGACGCACAACGUGAAGCUCUUAAACCGGAGUUUAUUAAGGAAGAAUCUUUGCGCGGCAUGGAACAACAAUUGGAACCUAAGGAAGAUGAAACGUUGUACUUCAUGGGUCGUGUUUGGGUUCCAUUGUUUGGCGGGUUACGUAAUCUAGUUUUAGAUGAAGCUCAUAAGUCGAAGUAUUCGAUUCAUCCAGGUGCUGAUAAGAUGUAUCAUGAUUUGAAGGAAUUUUAUUGGUGGCCCAAUCUUAAAGGCGAUAUUGCGACCUACGUGGGAAAGUGUUUGACUUGUUCUAAGGUUAAGGCCGAAUAUCAGAAGCCAUCUGGCUUGUUACAACAACCUGAAAUCCCGAUAUGGAAAUGGGAACAAAUUUCUAUGGAUUUCAUUUCAAAGUUACCUAGAACAUCUAAGGGUAAUGACAUGAUUUGGGGUGUUGCAAGGUUCGGUAAGCGUGGUAAGCUUAAUCCGAGGUAUAUUGGGCCGUUCGAGGUUUUAGGCAAGGUUGGUACCGUCGCGUACAAACUAAAGUUGCCCGAUGAGCUUAGUAGCGUUCAUAACACAUUCCAUGUGUCGAACUUGAAGAAGUGUCUAGCCGACGAGACGCUUAUCAUUCCUACAGAUGAAAUCUGUAUCGAUGACAAACUCCACUUUAUUGAAGAACCGGUCGAGGUUACGGACUGGAAAGUCCAAAAGUUGAGGAGGAGUCGUAUUAAAUUGGUUAAAGUUCGUUGGAACUCCAAGCGCGGACCUGAGUUUACAUGGGAACGCGAGGAUCAAAUGAAGACGAAGUAUCCCCACCUAUUUGAGAAGACUCCUGUUCAGGAUGACUCGGCUUGA